Messenger RNA from Contarinia nasturtii (swede midge), 2307 nucleotides. RefSeq lists its product as uncharacterized. The record is from RefSeq and is a predicted model, not a curated record. The transcript has 5 exons. Lineage: Eukaryota; Metazoa; Arthropoda; Insecta; Diptera; Cecidomyiidae. The coding region runs from base 405 to 1589 and encodes 394 amino acids.
CAGAAAAUAGCAACAGUUAUAGGUAGUAACUCGAGCCGGUCAGACGUAAAACAAAUCGUGUGUGCAUGCAAAACAUAUCCAAUUCAAAUUCGAAUAUCACUUGUCUUAUCCAAAUAACAAUUUUGUACUUAUCUUGUUUUUCUUCAUCAACUCUGCGCCAAGGCAAUUUAUAUAAAGUUUACAGAACAAUUUAGCAUUUUUUUAUCUUGAGUAAAUUUUUGAACAGUCGAUUUUUUAUCAGUAUUACAUUGUGGUCAACAAAAGACCAGUGGCUUUUAAGCAUCCACUUUGAAAACAAUUUUUGUGCAAAAAUAGUGCGAGUGUAUAUUUUUUUGUUCGGGAACAGAGAGAAUUCGUUGAAUUUGAACAUUCAAUUGCAGUUUUAACUAAAGUGAUAACAAAACAUGCGACAGAUUGGAGCCGAGAAUCACGAUCCAUUAAAACGUAUUCAGGCCGAAAUUAACGAGGUUGAGCAACGGGAGCGUGAACAUCGCGAGAAAAUUGCAAACGCUACGAAAAUGUUGUCACAACAAUCGCAUGAUAGUGAUUAUGUUGAUGAUGCCGGAAUUGAUUCAUCAAUGUCACCAAUUAGCGAUGGUCAUUCAAGUUUAUCAAGUUCACCCGAUAAAGAUCCAUGCAGUGACAGUGUUUCGGCAUUUUCGGAUGAUUCGGGCAUUUCGUCAGCAUCAAGCCCAAUCAAUGGACAAUCGGCCAAUGAAAUGAUUGAUCCACCAAAAUCGGCAACAACACUUAAUUCACCAUCAAAAUACAUUCGUUUAAAUACCGUUCAGAAUACCAUUUCGGCAAGUCCAUUCAAAAUGAACCAUAGCUCUGGCGUUGCAUCGAAAAUUAUUUCACGUACCACUUCGACACCACAAAUCUAUGUACCAGGAAUAACACCACGCUUUCAAAUAAAUCCGGCCAAAAAAGGACUCAUGCAACGUUUCAUCUCGACACGAGGAAAAAUGGCAGCCGCCGCAAAUGCAGCCAAUUUAAACAACAGCAACACAUUGAAUGGUGCUAAUGAUAAGGAGACAGCAGCGAAAGUAAAUUUCGCAAACAAACGAAACGAUUCGAUUUUGACUUCAUUGGAGUUGAAUCGUCCACCUGUUUUUAUGAUGCAACAAGAAGCGGCUUCACCACCAAUCAUCGAACGAGAUAUGCAUGGCAAACCAAUUCGUCGCGGUUUCAUUCCGGUUGAAGAGAAAAUCCAAAAGGAAUUGCGUGAUAUACGUUCACGUGAAACCGAAUUGAAACGAAUGCGUCGCGAUCAACUCCGUCUAUCACAACCGGAUUUAUUAGAUUGCAUUGACCAAGGGGUCGACUGUGAUUCAACUGGCGAAGAAUCGGAAGAGGAACACUGUUACAAACUUCGUCCAUCAAAAUCCAUCAGUGAACUAUGCGAUGCAUUGACACAAAAUACUAGUCUUUCGCCAAGAGAAACACCGAGUCCAUUAUUCCAACGAGAGAUUAGCCGUUUGAAGCCGGCUGUGUCGUUGGCACAGUUGUGCGAUGUUGAUCCAAGUGAAACUCAAUCAUCACAUCGGCUCAUUGCACAAUGGGAGAAAAUUAUCCAACAAAAUCAAUAAACCCGUUCAAUAAAUUGACGGUGCACCAGUCUUGCAACUACGCAUGGAAAUUGUAGAAAUGAAAACAAAUGGCACAUUUUCAAUUUGGAUAAUUUGCACACCACGAACAAUAACCACAAUACUUUUACUAUCUAAAAUAAACUAUUUGCUCAAAAUCUGAUCAUGCAAGAGAGUUCUCUCAUCAUGAUCUAUAUACAUAUGUAUCCUCUACCGCCCUACCCCCCCGCCUAUAUAAAAUUUAUUUGUUCUAAUUUUUGCACUAAAUCAUACAUGAAAAUUAGAUUUUAAAUAAUAAUAUUAAGGAAUUUUUCUCAUUUGGUGGCAUUUUUUAUCUUCUCUUAUUUUUUUUUUUUGUUACAUUGCCGGACCGAGACAAUGUUUCCACCUCGUCACGGUAAAAUUGCCGGCAAUUUAUUUGAAACGAAAAUGAGAAGAGAAUCUUUUGUAAAGUAGUAAAAAUUUGAGAAUGGUCAAAAUUAGCUGUGAAUUGAAAUGGAGUUAGUAGAGAAAUAUAAUAUUAUUAUCAGUACUUGAAUUUAUUCAAUAUAUUUUUAAGUGAAGCAACAAAUAGCAGAAAUGUAUGAAAAUGUAUCACUUAUUGGUAAAACCUAUAAUUUCAUGUUUUCUUUUUUUAAAUAACCUAGUUAAGAGGGCGAUUUCAAUGUGAAUCGUAAUUGCAAGCAAUUAUUUAACCGCAUUAUUAAAGUAUUGAAAUACA